Messenger RNA from Olea europaea var. sylvestris, 1080 nucleotides. RefSeq lists its product as uncharacterized. The record is from RefSeq and is a predicted model, not a curated record. The transcript has 4 exons. NCBI's taxonomy places the organism in Eukaryota, Viridiplantae, Streptophyta, Magnoliopsida, Lamiales, Oleaceae. The coding region runs from base 68 to 799 and encodes 243 amino acids.
UAUAGUUUAGUUUGACAAAGUAAUAGACUGCAGCGUCUUCAAAUAUUUGUGCUAUCAAUUAACCCUAAUGUCUGGUAGGGAAGAUCGUUAUUCACACUCGAAACGCCAAUACUCUAGGUUCGACCGUAAUCCCAGUCCUAAGAGAUCUAGGAGGGAUGGUAAACUGGAAACUGUAAGACAGCCGGCUGGUUCUGUUAUAGGUAAAGACUAUUUGGACAGGGAUCGUAAGGACUGCCUUCAGCUGAAGAAUGCAUCACCUCUUGAGGCCUUGUUGGGUAAGGAGGAUUCUAAGGUAGUAACCGGAGUUGUGAGUAAAGAAUCCAGAAACAAAACUGAUCGAUACUGUGAAGGCACCAAACAUUCUUCAAACCGAACUAAAUUACCUCACUCUAGAUCUUUUUUUCAGCAUUAUGGCUGUGGUAAUGCUGGGCAAUUUGGGCGAAGCUUCAGUCGGAGGGCAUCUACUGAGCGUGGAUGGUGGGGAGAUGCAAAGGAGCAGCUAAAUGAUGGGAUUAAAAAUAAAAACGUGGAGAGUGAUGCACAGCUGGAGGACCUGAAUACUAAAGAUAAUGGGAAAGGUAACCACACCGGGCAGCAUGAUGGGUACUACAGAAUUGAGGCAGAUCCCAAAGUACCUGGAGUUAAAAGACCUUCCUUUAGCGAGCAAAAGUUUCCCGCAGUUCCCAAGAAAACUCACAAAGCAGUAGCUGACCCUGGGAUUCUGAACCCUGAAGAUCAUGCCAUGGGAAGUGAAAAAGGAGAAGAGAGGCCUUACCUUUCGUCAUUUUGGAAAACGUGAAAGAGCAUUAGUAGAGGAGAGAAUAAGGGGGGAAGUGUUGAGAGGUAACUUUUCCUUGAAAGAGAAGUUUGAAGCUAAUGAUAAGUACGGUGGAACAAAUAUUCCAAGGCUGGGUUAUCCUAACUGGAGGCCAUGUUGAGAAGGACCAUGCUAGAUGUGCACACAAAUUUGUACAAAAAUUUUUAUUUACAUUCACAAUGAGGGUGGGGACCAUAAGCCAAUAUUUUUUAAAUUCAUGUAGGGUCCGCUUCUUUUAUGAGAGUGAAUAAUCCAUUUUGUCA